CAGAAUAGAGAGUUUCUUUCCUGUUUGAUCCACUAAUGUGAUCAAUAGCAGACACAAUAAAAAGAAUUAAUGCUCAGCCGUUGUGAAAAAGUCAAAGGUCUGUUUGUUUUAAGUACCGGGACGCUCGGGUUUGACGUCAAGAUAGCAGCUGAAACUAAUGCGUGAGGGAAUAGACUCCGCCUUUUCCCCGGUAAACACCGAUUUCAUUUUCCAACUCAACCAAAAGUUGAAAUUGAAAGAACGCAUUGCGUCGAGCCACGCCAUUGGCUGCGAGUACAGAUCAUAACAUUUUCAAUAGGCCGCCAUAUUAGGAAGCCAACCCCCUCUUUCAUUCGGUUAAAAAAGGGAGGAUAGCCUUCCAAGACUGUUUUUAAGAUUACUAUUUGUUGUUGAGCGCUUGAAACUGAACCGACACACUUUCACAGCCAGUUGGUUUGCUCCGUUUCGGUUACCGUAUUUCACACGACUUUUUAAGCCACUCUUUUAACAAUGGCGACCGCGGCUGCAACUCCGACCGGCCAAAGAGGCACGUGCGGCAGCAGGACACCGCUGAGCCCGACCAGGAUAACCAGACUGCAGGAGAAACAACAGCUCAGGGACCUCAACGACCGCCUGGCCGUUUACAUUGAUAAAGUCCGCAGUUUGGAGUCAGAAAACGACAUCCUCCACCUGCAGAUUAGCGAGAAGGAAGAGGUCCGGAGCCGGGAGCUGACCGGGCUGAAAGCCUUGUACGAGACGGAGCUAGCCGACGCCAGAAGGUCUUUGGAUGAUUCCUCCAAGGAGCGGGCCUGGCUCCAGAUCGAGCUGGGAAAGAUCAAAUCCGACCACGAGCAGCUGCUGCAGAGCUACAACAAGAGGGACUCAGAAGCUGCAGGAGCUCAGGCCAGGCUAAAGGACCUGGAGGCUCAGCUGAACUCCAAAGAAGCCAUGUUGGCUACAGCGCUAUCUGAGAAGAGGGGCCUGGAAGCCAUGCUGGCCGAACUGAAUGAGCAGCUUCAGGAGUUGGAUACAAGUCUUGCUCAGGCCAAGAAGCACCUUGCAGAUGAGAUGCUGAAGCGUGUUGAUGUGGAAAACCGCUGCCAGAGUCUGACAGAAGACAUAGACUUCCGUAAGAGCAUACAUGAAGAGGAAGUGAAGGAGGCGCGACAGCGGUACGAAACCCGGCUGGUGGAGGUGGAUUCUGGCCGGAAGGAGGAGUACGAAUACAAACUGACCCAGGCCCUGGCUGACAUGAGGGCUCAGAACGAGGAGCAGAUCAACAUCUAUAAAGACAACAUGGAGAGCACCUAUAAAACCAAACUAGAAGACUUGCAUCGUUUUUCUGAGAUGAACGGGGCAUCAGCCAGCAUGGCCAGAGAGGAGCUCAGAGAGGCCAGUCUGAGGAUGGAGAGCCUGACGGCCCAGCUGGCAGCGCUGCAGAAAGAGACUCGUGGAUGGCGGGAUCGUAUCUCUGAGCUGGAAGCAGCUCUGUCUCAGGAGAAGGACACGAGUCGCCGGCUGCUGGCAGACAAAGACCGAGAGGUGGCUGAUAUCCAGGCCAAAAUGCAGCAGCAGCUGAACGAGUACGAGCAGCUGCUGGACGUGAAGCUGGCCCUGGACAUGGAGAUCAAUGCAUACCGCAAACUCCUGGAGGGAGAGGAGGAAAGACUGAAGCUGUCUCCCAACCCCUCGUCCCGCGUCACCGUGUCCCGAGCCUCGUCCAGCAGUCGCAGCGUGAGGACCACUCUGGGAAAGAGGAAGCGCAUCGAUGUGGAGGAACAGGAAGCCAGCAGCUCUGUGUCCAUUGCUCACUCUGCUUCAGCCACAGGGCCCAUCUGCAUCGAUGAGGUUGACACCGAUGGGAAGUUUAUCUGCCUCCACAACAGUGGAGACGAGGACCAGGCCAUGGUGGGCUAUGAAAUGACCAAGACCAUCGGAAAUGCCACAGCCACCUACAAAUUCACACCAAAAUAUGUCCUAAAGGCCGGACAGAAAGUCAUGGUCUGGGCCUCUGAUGCUGGAGUGAGCUCCAAACCUCCUACAGACCUGGUCUGGAAGAAUCAGUCCUCCUGGGGUUCAGGGGAGGACGUCAGCGUGGUGCUGAUGAACCCACAAGGAGAGGAGGUGGCAAAGAGAACUACCACAUACAGAACAACAGCAGAGGAGGAAGAGGAAGAUGAAGAAGAUGGAGUCGAGGCUGUUGAGGAAGAGCUCCUGCAACAGGAGGGAGACCCUCGGGCUGCCAAUAGAGGCUGUUCCAUCAUGUGAUCCACCUGCACCAACCAGCCUCCACCUUUGAGCCCAGCCAGUCUGCUGCCAACUAUAGGACUAUUUUUCUAUCUUUUCUAGUUUAUCUCUGAGCAGUGUUUGGUUUUAUUUCUUUUAUGUCAUGAAAACAGCUUUUAGGUGAAACUUUCAUCUGGAAAAAACCAAAAUGUGUUUAUUGAGAAAACUGUUUUUGGUCCUGAAGCUAAACAUGAGUCUUAAAAUGACUCGUCACUUUUUAAACUUUAAUUUGAAAUUUUUGUACUUGGUUUGAUAUUAACAUAAUUAUUCUGUUAUUAUUGAUGCAACAUUUUAGGCCUUUCCAGAAGCAGAAGAAACCUCUGUGUUGGUUAGUUUAGGUUCGAGCUAGUUUAAAGACAUGAAUCCUCCUGAUGAUGGUCAUAGACUUGAGGAAGAAGCCAUGGCUUUGUGAUUGUAUCUGGACGCUUCGGUGACCCGUCAAAGAUCAGACCCGAGACACUACAGAAAAAUUAAAUUGCUGAUUGUAUUAAAUUUUGAUAUUUGAAGUGUUUGAAGUAAGUUGUGUUGGUAUUGCUAUGCAUGCUUUAGUUGUAAGUAACCUUCAUAGUUGAAUAAUUAAAUGUUUUCUUGUA
Melanotaenia boesemani (Boeseman's rainbowfish) is the source of this 2858-nucleotide messenger RNA. RefSeq names its product lamin B1 (gene lmnb1). NCBI's taxonomy places the organism in Eukaryota, Metazoa, Chordata, Actinopteri, Atheriniformes, Melanotaeniidae. Bases 490 to 2247 code for a protein of 585 amino acids. The transcript has 11 exons. The record is from RefSeq and is a predicted model, not a curated record.